Messenger RNA from Prorocentrum cordatum, 846 nucleotides. The record is from the annotation of a GenBank genome assembly. NCBI's taxonomy places the organism in Eukaryota, Dinophyceae, Prorocentrales, Prorocentraceae.
AUGGAGAGGGAGGAUCAGGAUGAGGAUGAAGAUGCGUUGAGGUCACGGGACGGCGUAAAUUGGCAGUUUGUAGGUAAGGACUUCGCAAUUUACGUGGGGUACGAGAACGCCGUCCUCGUCUGCUCGUUCAACUUCCAGAGCCCGAACCAGGCGAAAAAGGCCGUCGCCGUGCGGCUGCGGCGCGGCUCCUCGAGAGCGCGUCUCACCGGGUGGAGUGCCUUCGUCGCGGGGCCCGCAGCCUCGCCCGGGGCCUCGCCGGGCCCGCGGCACGCCGGCCUCAAGCUGCGGACCGCGAUCGGCCCCGCCGUGCGCACGCCCAUCUUUGUCGCCAGCGGGUCUGCGUCCGUGUGCUUUGGGCCGGCCAGCGUCGCAGCCUGGGACGGCGUCCCGCCCACGCGCCUGAGCGGCGCGCCGAGCGCGCUGGACCGCCAGCCCGCCGUGGGCAUCGCGGCCCUGCUCGGCGACCGCGCGGCGGCCCGGGCGCUGCCAGCGCCGUUUGGCCCGGAGCCUGGCGGCGGCAGCCGCGAGGGCGCCGGCGGCCUGCUGCUGCGGCCCCGGCUGCGCCCCUCCGGCGCGCGGCGCAGGAAGCCGCCCCCGCUGAAGGGCAUCCCGCUCACGCCCUCGCUGCGCCGGCCCGCGCCCGGCGAUCUCCCGGGCAUCGAGCUGCCUGGCGGUGCUGGCGAGUGGCUCUGGGUAGUACCGUCGCUCGCUCCCGCUGCCGCCGCCGCCGGGCCUCAAGGGCGAGCCCCGCCCGAAGGUGCCCGACCUGCCCCGCCGCCUCCGCUGAGCCUGCGCUUCCAGGGCGGGGCGGCUCGGCAGCCGAUCAUUCGCAGGAGUCUGCCGUAG